AUGUUUGUUUGUGCUUUUAAAGUGUUUUGGGAGUCCCACCAGCGGUGUAAGGCCCACUUUGUGAGCCUGCAGCGAUGGUGGGACUAUGGGAAAGUGCAAAUAAGGCAGCUGUGUCAGGAGUACACUCAUGGUGUCACAAGAGACAGGGCCCAGCUUGUGAAGGAGCUGGAGACUACGGUGGUAGAACUGCAGCGUUUAGCAGUUUCUACAGGAGAACGGGGGUGUUUACAGUCCCUCAAAGUACAAAAGUCGGCUCUGGCCAGCCUGCUGGGCACCUCUGCACAGGGGGCUCUGGUCCGGUCCCGCCACAUGGAUCUGACCCAGAUGGAUGUACCCUCUCAGUUCUUUUUCAGUCUGGAGGUAAAGAACGGGCAGAAGAGGAUCAUCCAGUCUCUGCGCUCGGACAGCGGUCGCCUCAUCACGGACUCUGCCGAGGUCAGUGAUGAGGACAAUAAGAAACUGGAGGCCCCAGUGACUCUGGCUGACUUGGGCUCUGCAGUGGGGAGUCUAAAACCAGGCAGAGCUCCGGGCAUAGACGGACUUUUGGCCGAUUUUUACAAGGCCUUCUGGGACGUCUUGGGGCCGGACCUUCUGGAGGUCUUUACGGACAGUCUGGAGAGCGGUCGUUUGCCCCUGAGCUGCAGAAGAGCAGUACUGACUUUGCUCCCAAAGAAGGGUGAUCUGCAGCUCCUAAAGAACUGGAGGCCGGUGUCGCUGCUCUGCAUGGACUACAAGAUCCUGUCCAAGGUGUUGGCGUCCCGGCUGAGAGGGGUCAUGGCCUCGGUCAUCCACGUGGACCAGACGUACUGUGUGCCCAGCAGGCUCAUAGGGGAUAACAUCACCCUGAUCAGAGAUGUUUCGGAUGUCUCCGGCUCAUUGGGAAUCAACCUGGGACUGAUUUCCAUAGACCAGGAAAAGGCGUUUGACCGAGUUGAACACCAGUACCUCUGGCAGACCAUGACUGCCUUUGGGUUCAGCCCUGGGUUCAUCGCCCACAUCCGGACUCUGUAUUGUGACGUCAUGAGUGUACUGAAGGUGAAUGGGGGGCUCAGUGCUCCGUUCAGUGUGGGGAGGGGCAUCAGGCAGGGCUGCUCUCUGUCUGGGAUGCUCUACUCCCUCUCCAUCGAGCCCCUUCUGCAUCGGCUCAGAGCUGACCUGCAGGGGGUGCUGCUGCCUGGAGCACGACCAUUUAAGGUCUCUGCGUACGCAGAUGACCUCAUUGUGUUCGUUAACAGCCAGAGGGAUGUGGAGGUCCUGGCUGACACAGUGCAGGUCUUUGGUCAGGUCUCCAGCUCCAGGGUGAACUGGAGCAAGAGCUCGGCCACUCUGCUCGGGGAGGGCCUGAGGGGUCUCAGCCUGCCUGGGGGACUGCAGUUUGGUGACCUGCUGUGUCUCCUGCUGUGUCUCCUGCUGUGUCUCCUGCUGUGUCUCCUGCUGUGUCUCCUGCUGUGUCUCCUGCUGUGA
Knipowitschia caucasica is the source of this 1464-nucleotide messenger RNA. NCBI's taxonomy places the organism in Eukaryota, Metazoa, Chordata, Actinopteri, Gobiiformes, Gobiidae. The record is from the annotation of a GenBank genome assembly.